UUAAAGAAUACUUUCUAUAACCUAUUUAAGAUAAUAAGUUAAUAAUAUACAAAUAAUUUGUAAACGAAAGACAAUCUGUUAUUGAAAAAUAUAUUCAUUGACUUUUAAUAAGUUAGUAUACUUACUAAUAUUAAAAUAUUAAUAAAAAAAACGAUUAUUGGAAUUAAAAUAUCAUUCAACAAAUAUUUGAAAAGAACUCCGUAAUGUGUUCUGUUCAUGAUGAAGCAUUUUUGCAAAUUUUACAAGAAGAAAAAAAUAUUACAAACUUUUUAGAUGCAUUUUUCGGAUUUUUAUAUAGAUGUACAGAUUUUUAUGUUGAAUCGGGACCAGAUCAAAAAUUUGGUUUUCCAACUGAUACAGUAGAAAAACUUGUUUUAUAUAGUUUUCAUAAAUGGAAGAAUAUUUCUAAAUCUUCUAAUAGAAUAGAUCUUCAAAACAGUCAAGAUAUUAUUUCUCAAAAUAAUGAUAAAAAUCAAGAUGAAUCAAUGACAGUAGAAGAAGAUUCCCUUAUUCCACAAGUUGAUCAUGAAGUAGAAAUUGAAACAUAUAAAGAAAGUCAAAUAACAAAUCAACUUGGUCAUUUACUUGAAAAAGACAAGACAUCUGAUAGUUACAAUGGUGCAGUGAGAGAAAAUUAUACUUGGUCACAAACUAUUAAUGAUAUAGAUGUGUUAGUAAAACUACCUAAUUGUAUAAGAACAGCAAAAGAUUUAAGAAUUCAUAUUAAUUCAAAAGAUAUUAAAAUAGAAGCUAGAACAUCAAGAGUUGAACAGAAUCAGGAAAUAGAGGAAUGUCGUUAUUUUGUAUGGACUACAAUUUUUAAAGGAGAAUUAUGCUUUAAAAUUCGAAAAGAUGAGUCAAUGUGGAGUAUAGUACCUGGACAACAUAUUAAUAUUCAUCUUGAAAAAGCUUCUGAGAGAUGGUGGGAAGCAUUGAUCAUUGGUGAACCAAAAAUUGAUUUAACUAAAAUAGAUUGUUCAAGAAAUUUGGAUGAAAUGGGAUCAGAAGAACAAAUGAAAGUUCAAGAAUUGAUGUGGAAUCAUCAACAAAAACUUCUUGGUAAACCAACUUCUGAACAGAUUAAAAUGGAAAAAGUAUUGAGAAAAGCAUGGGAUGCAAAAGGAUCUCCCUUUGAAGGUACUGAAUAUGAUCCUUCAAUAGUAAAUUUCAACUGAUACACUUUUAUUACGCAUUUUUUAUUUCAUUAAUUGUUAUAAAUUAAUAAAUAAAAUUCUAUAU
Molecule: messenger RNA, 1239 nt
Organism: Apis laboriosa (Himalayan honeybee)
Lineage: Eukaryota; Metazoa; Arthropoda; Insecta; Hymenoptera; Apidae
Product: nudC domain-containing protein 3
Exons: 4
Coding region: 204-1175 (323 amino acids)
Biological process (GO): protein folding
Cellular component (GO): cytoplasm
Source: RefSeq, a predicted model, not a curated record